Messenger RNA from Acanthochromis polyacanthus (spiny chromis), 2672 nucleotides. RefSeq names its product coiled-coil domain containing 85B (gene ccdc85b). Gene Ontology annotation, biological process: negative regulation of DNA-templated transcription. The transcript has a single exon. Gene Ontology annotation, cellular component: nucleus. Lineage: Eukaryota; Metazoa; Chordata; Actinopteri; Pomacentridae. The coding region runs from base 819 to 1421 and encodes 200 amino acids. The record is from RefSeq and is a predicted model, not a curated record.
GUCCUCUGCUGGAGCUCCAGCUUUACGCACAACGCGCCGCUCAGCAGAGUCACUGCCGUGGAAGUGGCGGAGGCGGACAUUGUUGUGGUAACAGGCAGCUCCAGAGGAUGAGCGCGGAUGAUGCACUUACCCUGAGCGGAUAACGGGUGAGAUUGAAUUGUGAUUUAUUCGGUUUCCAAUCUGAAGAAUGAAUCGUUUUUGAGCAAAAGCCGACAAAGCGCCGCUGCACCGCGCGGACUCUCCCCGCAGCCGAACCGGAGUUCAUUCAGCCGAGGCGAGCCGGAGCUCAGCCUGAUGAGACGAUGCCAGCGACGUAAAAAUCACAACAUCUGCAGGGUGUGCAUCCGAGGCUGCUGGAUUAAGCCUCGGUGGAUCGACUGGGCCUCGGUGGUACGGAGAAGCCCACCGGGGGCGGCUGCUGCCUUCAGAAUACUGCUAGUUGAGGAGGAAUAAGGAGUGCUGUGGUCCCGGAGGCCUUUGGAGAACGCAGGCUGCUGUGGAGAGGAUGACAGAUUGACAUUAAUGGGGGUUUGCAGUGCGUUUUCCGACACGACCUCAUUAAGGCAACAUCCACGGAGAACAGAUAGUGGUUUCAAACCAGGACUGAUGUCACGGCGCCUCGAAGAAAACAACAUCUAAAUAGAUAUCACAUGUUUCUGCCUUGAUUUUAUCUGCGGUGCUGUAGCGGCUGCAUACAUGACAUCUGGAGCACGGCGGAUGCAGAUGAGGAUGAGUGUUGAGCAUUAAAGCAGAGCAACAUCUCAGCGCUUUUCAUCAAUUCUCAGGUACCCAGAGGUGUUUUUACAUAGAAGACGAAAAUGGGUAGCGAAGGUGAGAUCAUAAACAGAGAACUGUCGAAGAUGUCCGACGAGGAUUUGCUGGCGUGCUCCAAAGAGGAGCUGGUGAGCCGGCUGCGUAAAGAGGAGACCGAGAAAAUCUCAGCUCUGAUCCAGCGCGGACGGCUGAUCAAGGAGGUAAAUAAACAGCUGCAGGGACACCUCCUGGAAAUCAGGGAACUGAAAGUCAUCAAUCAGCGCCUGCAGGAGGAAAACGUGGAGCUGCGGGACCUGUGCUGCUUCCUGGACGACGACCGGCUCAAAGUGAAGAAGCUGGCCCGGGAAUGGCAGCUGUUCGGCCACCACGCAGCCAAAGUGAUGCGGGAGGACCUGGGCGGCUACUUGAAAAAGCUCGCCGACCUGGAGCGCAUGCAGGACGGGCUGGUGAAGGAGAACCUGGACCUGAAGGAGCUGUGCCUGGUCCUAGAGGAGGAGUGCGUCAGCAGGAGCGACUCCAGCCCCGGAGGCUCCACCGAGCUCAACCUGCCCUGCAUGGUGGCCCGGGACCUGGGGGACGGCAGCUCCAGCACAGGCAGCGUGGGCAGCCCGGACCAGCUCCACCUGGUGUGCUCACCUGACGACUGAUGGCAGCUUUCUGUCAGCAGUCUGGAGCUUCUCCGCUUUCCAGAGGAGACUAGGGCUAAUGCAAUGGACAGAUUGGAGACACGGGCUCUGCUGGACACUAAAAUCAUUUGGAGGGGGAAUAAAAGCAUUAGGGCCUUCUGAAUGCUGCAAAGACGUGUAUGUGCCACUAGAUUUAGACUUGAUUCUCCCACACUUCACCUUUCAGGACUUUACAAAGACAUUUAAUAGAUGUUUGCCAGAUGAUAAUGUAUCUAAAUUUUACAGUGUUUUUUCUAUUCUGCAAAUUCUCCUUUUUCAGUGGUCUGGUAUUGAAAGAAAAAAAAAUAAUGGGACCAAAAAAAGUGGGUCACAUAUAUAAAUUUAACUCAUGCACUGGACUAGCCUACACUGGUAGAAGCCUUUUUUGUAUUGCACUGGACAGCAUUAUCUUGGAUCUUUAAAUCGCAGAUCUAAAGAUCCAUUUCAAUCCAGUUUUGAGCCAUAUUUAGUCCACUGAAUUCUAAUAGCACUGAAAUAGAAGAGUUGUGAUUUUAAAAACAAGACACUAUUUGAUAUUUGCUUUGCUAGAUGCCCAAUAAUGUGUAAUAUUUUAUGCACUCUCUUCCUCAGGACAGGAUUGGAGUGCCAUAUGUGCAUGAUGAUUGUCACAAUUUGUACAGGCCCAUGAGUGAAGCAGUGUGAAGUGAAGGCCCUUCAGGUUCACUGUGGGUGGGGCUGCUGUGCAUCAUGUAACAUGUGCUGGAGUCUGGGCAGAGCCGGCACACACUUGCUAAGGUUUUUUGGAUCAGACGUGAUAGAUGUGGUUUGGACCUCACUCAGAAGUUCUGUCACUUUUUUAAAAAAUCCUAAAACUGGAAACUCUUUGUAUCAAACUGGAAGGUCUACGAGUUUUAAUGAUUUUUAUUCUAUUCUAUUCAAGCCGAGCUGUUUAAAUUCACUUGUUUGACAUUUUUUAUGACGUUGUUGUUGAUGUUCAACUCGCAUAUCACGGAGUUUGUUUGAGUUGGCGCUUGUCAGCUUUCUCUUCUGUAACUCUUGCUUUGUAUUUAAUCUGCAACAUUAGGACUAAUCUUGACUUUGACCCUUCUUUAUCUUGAUUUGUCUGUAUUAACUAGCAUUACUAACCAUUUUCAGUUUAAAGCAUAGAUGAUGCACAUGGAUUAGAAAAGGUUUACUUUGUCGUUAGCUGUUUAUUGGUGGGCUAUGCUCGUAGUGCACUGAAGAGCUUUAAAUACAGUGGGUAUGACACUU